Phyllopteryx taeniolatus (common seadragon) is the source of this 2380-nucleotide messenger RNA. It is a transcript of the gene crbn, whose product is annotated as cereblon. Gene Ontology annotation, biological process: protein ubiquitination. NCBI's taxonomy places the organism in Eukaryota, Metazoa, Chordata, Actinopteri, Syngnathiformes, Syngnathidae. The transcript has 11 exons. Bases 69 to 1421 code for a protein of 450 amino acids. Gene Ontology annotation, cellular component: Cul4A-RING E3 ubiquitin ligase complex. The record is from RefSeq and is a predicted model, not a curated record.
AGCCCGUGCGCUGCUGCGUGACUAAACAUCACACCAUAGAUGAAGAGUUGCAUUGUAAACACAAGGAUAUGGCUGACGACAGGGGUGGAGACGAAGACAACGUUAACGAUAACAUGGGCAACCAGCUCCAGCUCUUUCCAGGCAACGAGGAAGAGGAAGAGGAGGAGGAAUAUGACAUGGAGACUGAAGACCGAGACAAUGAGGAGGCAACGAAGCCAAGCAUUAUCACGUUCGACCCCAGUCUACCCACUUCACACGCUUACCUGGGCUCGGACAUGGAGGAGUUUCACGGCCGCACCGUCCACGACGAUGACAGUUGUCAGACCAUCCCUGUGCUGCCACACACUGCUGUGAUGCUGGUGCCUGGACAGACCCUGCCCCUGCAGCUCUUCAGGCCGCAGGAGGUCAGCAUGAUGAGGAGCGUUAUACAGAGGGAUCGAACCUUUGCUGUGCUCGCACACAGUGAUGCAGGCGAGCCAGACGCAGAGUUCGGAACUACAGCAGAAAUCUACGCAUACCGGGAGGAGCAGGAGUACGGCAUUGAGACCGUCAAAGUGAAAGCUGUGGGCAGACAGAGAUUCAAAGUCCAUGAAAUAAGAACUCAAGCAGAUGGGAUUCGACAGGCCAAAGUCCAAAUCCUUCCAGAACGAAUCCUUCCUGAUCCUGUAUCUGCUGUUCAGCUAACUCCACUCUCCAGGCUCGUUGUGCACCCUUCCUCCAAGCCCCCAACUCAGAGCUGCAAGCAGGCGGAAUGCUGGUGGAAUAGCUACCAAAAGAGAAAGUUUUACUGUGCCAGUUUGACCCCCUGGCCACCGUGGGUCUAUGCCCUCUACGACUCUGAGUCGCUCAUGAACCGAGUGAAGAAGCAACUCCACGAGUGGGAUGAGAAUCUGAAGGAUGACUCUCUCCCUACAAACGCCGUAGACUUUUCCUACAGAGUUGCCGCCUGUCUGCCCAUAGACGACUCGCUCAGGCUCCAGCUUCUGAAGAUCGGCAGUGCCAUUCAGAGGCUUCGCUGUGAGCUGGACAUCAUGGAUCGGUGCACAUCACUAUGCUGUAAGCAGUGCCAAGACACUGAAAUCACCACCAAAAAAGAGAUCUUCAGCUUGUCGCUGUACGGCCCCAUGGCUGCCUAUGUCAAUCCACACGGUUACGUCCACGAGACUCUGACUGUCUACAAGGCUAACAACCUCAACCUGGUCGGCAGGCCGUCCACGCUCCAUAGCUGGUUUCCAGGGUACGCUUGGACAAUCGCCCAGUGCCGAACCUGUGGCUCUCACAUGGGUUGGAAGUUCACGGCCACCAAGAAGGACUUGUCUCCACCUCGUUUCUGGGGUCUGACUCGCUCGGCCAUGCUCCCCCGUAUUCCCCCCAGCGAGGGCGACGACGGGCGGGACAGCUCUCGCCUCUUCUGCCUGUGACAUCUGACCUUUUUUCCUCGUCAUGUAAAAACUGAGUCCUGUCUGGUUGUGUUGCCUCCAAAUAAUCACUACAUCACAAGCUGUCACCCUUGGCAGUAAAUCCAUCAUAUUAGCGGAAAGGUCAUCCAACCUUUACAUGGUACUUGAGCAGCAUAUGCUAUAGGAGGAAGGUCGAUUGUUCUUGAAGCUUCUUUAUAUAUAUAUAUUUAUAUAUAUGGAUGCACUCGUGAAGACAAAAGAUACAUGCUUCCAUUCGUGCUCCUUUGAGCGUGUAGCUCCGUUGUGUGCGCCUCUGUCCAGCUGUUUAAAGGCACUCUGACUGAAAAGCAAAAUGAGUGUGUCACGCUUUGGCCCUCCAGCUCUUGUCCUCCACGUGGCGGGGGGGGGGGGGGGUUGAAGCUUGAACAGCCAGUCUGCUUCAGACACUAGAAUCGGUUGUACUGCGCAAAAAGAAUCAUAAAUCUCAUUGAGAGAGCGUUUUUUUUUUUUUUUUUUUAAUUAUUAUUUAAAAAAAAAAAUUUAUUUGGUUUUUGUUGUUGCUUUAUUGAUGCCUGUCAUAGUCAAUGUUUGCUUGAAUACGCUCAAGCUGACUUUAUGGGUUGUAUUUUUGUAUGCAGAUAAGUUGGUGAUGACUAUAAUGGACUACUUAUGUGAGGACCUUUUUGUGAAUGGAGGGUGCUUUAUGCUCUAAUGGUCGUAACAACCCUUUUAAAGGUUAAUUUCGACUAAGUGGGAGAGGAGUAUUUAACCAUCAUUUAGAAUGUUACAGCUGUUGAAUCGUUUUUCUCCUCAAGCAAGAAAUGUACAAAUGGCAAAAUGAUGUCAUUUCUAAGUCUGUGCUUUGAUUGGGUUCUUUUAAGGUUGUAAAGCUGCUGUUUUCGGCAUUGACAAAAUGUGCUGCAAGAUGCUGGUUCAUGGUAAUACAUUAUCUUAAUUAAAAUUGCACUGAUUGCAAUAUG